CCCAGAGGAGAAGAGCGGAGAGAGCUGCAGGAAUCCACCGGCCUGGGGCAGCCUGGGACUAGCCUGCUUGUUUUCUUAUGCACCCGGAGGGGAGUAGGUACAGGGGGGGUUAAAAAAAAUGGGUGAAUCGUUCACAUAUCACCCACCUUAUGGAUACUGGAUCUGUACGGGGAGAUCAUGAAAGGGUCGGUUUUGCGAACGGAACGAGCUACAUUGUGUCCGCAACACAAAGUUUGAAUAUUUUCAAGACAUCCUCAAGAAGCUAACAGGCCUGAAUAAACAUGUCGGGAGAGGUGCGUUUGAAGAAGCUGGAGAAGCUGCUCCUGGAUGGCCCAGCUCAGUCUAAUGGCCAGUGUGUGAGUGUGGAAACCCUGCUGGAUAUACUGGUGUGUCUGUACGACGAGUGCAACAACUCCCCCAUCAGAAGGGAGAAAAAUAUCCUGGAGUUUUUGGAUUGGGCCAAACCUUUCACUUCCAAAGUGAAGCAGAUGCGUCUGCACAAGGAAGACUUUGAGAUCCUGAAGGUUAUUGGAAGAGGAGCGUUCGGUGAGGUUGCGGUGGUAAAAGUGAGAAACACGGAUAAGGUCUUUGCUAUGAAGAUUCUCAACAAGUGGGAAAUGCUCAAGCGAGCAGAGACGGCGUGCUUUCGAGAGGAGCGGGACGUUUUGGUGAAUGGAGACAGCCAGUGGAUCACCACCCUGCACUACGCCUUCCAGGACGACAACAACCUGUACCUGGUCAUGGACUACUACGUGGGUGGCGACCUGCUGACUCUGCUGAGCAAGUUUGAGGACCGACUGCCUGAAGAAAUGGCCAAGUUCUAUCUUGCUGAGAUGGUGCUGGCCAUCGACUCCGUUCACCAGCUCCACUACGUCCACAGGGACAUCAAGCCUGACAAYAUUCUGCUGGAUAUGAACGGCCACAUCCGCCUGGCCGACUUCGGCUCCUGCCUCAAGCUCAUGGAGGAUGGGACGGUCCAGUCCUCUGUGGCAGUAGGAACUCCAGAUUACAUUUCCCCCGAGAUCCUCCAGGCGAUGGAAGACGGGAAGGGAAAGUAUGGACCYGAGUGCGACUGGUGGUCCCUGGGCGUCUGCAUGUACGAGAUGCUGUACGGGGAGACUCCUUUCUAUGCAGAAUCCCUGGUGGAAACCUACGGGAAAAUCAUGAACCACAAGGAGCGAUUCCAGUUCCCACAGCAGAUAACAGACGUGUCGGAGGAAGCGAAAGAUCUGAUUCGCCGCCUCAUUUGCAGUCGGGAACACAGGCUGGGUCAAAACGGCAUUGAGGACUUCAAACAGCACCCGUUUUUCACUGGCAUUGACUGGGAGAACAUUCGUACAUGUGAGGCCCCCUACAUCCCAGAAGUCAGCAGUCCUACAGAUACCUCUAACUUUGACGUAGACGACGACUGUCUAAAGAAUUCGGAGACUAUGCCUCCUCCCUCKCACACUGCCUUCUCUGGCCAUCAUCUGCCGUUUGUGGGUUUCACCUAUACCAGUAAAUGUUUCCUGUCGGACCGGGGCUGCCUCCGACAGCUGGCCGUGGAUCCGGGUAAAGCAGGGCAGGACCAGUUGGACCUGGAUGUCCAGCGCAGGCUAGAGGACAGCCUGGCCACCGAGGCCUACGAGAGAAGGAUACGUCGCCUGGAGCAGGAGAAACUAGAGCUGAGUCGCAAACUGCAAGAGUCGACUCAGGCUGUGCAGGCCCUGCAGCACCCAACAGGCGAGGGACCAGUCAGCUCCAACAAGGAAGUGGAGAUCAGGAGCCUCAAGAGCGAGAUCGACAUUCUCAAGAAGCAGAUCGCAGAGUCAGGCCAACUGGAGAAGCAGCUGGAGGACGUGACGUUGGCGCGCAGGGACCUGGAGGACUCAUCCAAACACAUCAAGAGUCUGGAGAAGCAGAUGAAAAACCUCACACAGGAGAGGGAUGACUUACAGAAGGGCUUUGUGGAGGCGGCUGAGAAAAUGAAGUCCCAGUCUAAAGAGCUAAAGGAGGCCCACAGCCAGAGGAAGCUGGCCAUGCAGGAGUUUUCUGAGCUCAAUGAGAAGCUGACAGAGUUCAGGUCUGUAAAGCAGCGCCUGGUUCGCCAGCUGCGCGACAAGGAGGAGGAGAUGGAGAGCCAGAAUCAGAGGGUGGAGGCUCUCCGCCUUGAGGUGCGAAAGGCUGAGAGGGCCAAGAAGGAGAUGGAGGUUCAGGCYGAGGAGCAAGCCGCCGAGGCUCAGAAAGAGAAGAAGUUGAGAGARCGCAACGAGCAGUACAGUCGCCAGCUYGAGGAGGAACUGGAAGGACUUAAGGUGAAGCAGGUCGGCUCUCCGGCCGCUCCUACCUCAGCUGAUCAAACGCAGGAAGUGGGACGUCUGCGAGCGGAGAUGGAGAAGAAGACRCUGCUGUACGAAGAGGAGCUGGCRCGCAGAGAGGCGCAGCACAGCACCGAGCUCAAGGCGCUGCGCAAAGAGCUGAGGGACGCCGAGAGCCAGCAGCUCAACCUGCAGAAAGAGAUCCUGAUGCUGAAAGACAAACUGGACAAGAUCCGCCGGGAGAGCCAAAACGAGCGUGAAGAGUUUGAGACUGAGUACAAGCAGAAAUAUGAGCGUGAAAGAAUCCUCCUCACUGAGGAGAAUAAGAGGCUGUCCAGUGAAUUAGACAAGUUGAGCGGGCUGUUUGAGAAGGUGAGCAGCUCCAACCAGCAGCUGGAGGACGAGAUGAGGGAGCUGGCUGACAAAAAGGAGAGCGUGGCCCACUGGGAGGCCCAGAUCACAGAGAUCAUCCAGUGGGUGAGUGAUGAGAAGGACGCUCGGGGUUAUCUUCAGGCUUUGGCCACUAAAAUGACCGAGGAGCUGGAGGGUCUGAGAAACACCAGCCUUGGAGCGAGAGCAACGGACAUGCCGUGGAAAAUGCGACGCUUCGCCAAGCUGGACAUGUCGGCCCGUCUGGAGCUGCAGUCGGCGCUGGACACGGAGAUCAAAGCCAAGCAGAGCAUUCAGGACGAGCUGAAUAAAGUCAAGACGGAUGGCAUUUCCACCGAAUGUAAACUGAAGGAGGUGGAGAGUAGAAACCAGGAUCUGCUGGCUGAGAUCGAGCGGCUGAAGAAGGAGACAGAGGAGCUGCGGCUGCGAAGAGGUGUCAAGCACCAGGAUUCCCAGAAUUCCUUCCUGGCUUUUCUCAACGCCCCCACCUCGGCCCUCGACCAGUUCGAUGACUCUUAUUCCUCAUCCUCAUCUUCUUUAAUUGAGUUUUGGGAAGAUCGCUCGCCGUCCGUCGGCCCGACUAAAGGCAGACGUGUGGACUCCAUGGAUAACUUCACCCCCUCCAGCACUCCSUCUCGGGAUGACGACCCCAAGUCCCAUCUCAAGUCGCAUUCCCGUUCCCCUUCCAUGGCGAGCGACAUGGAGCCGAUAGAGCUGAUAGACCACCCWGGCCGAACUGUUCAGACCCCUACCAUGCGUUCAGGAGGUUACGGCAGCAUCGGACGCUCCUCACCAAAGCCCAAAGCACAUCAGUUUGUCGUCAAGUCCUUCAACGCUCCCACAAAGUGCAACCAGUGCACCUCCCUCAUGGUGGGGCUCAUCCGUCAGGGCUGCACCUGUGAGGUGUGUAAUUUUUCCUGCCACGUAACUUGUGCGGACAAAGCUCCAGCUGUGUGUCCCGUGCCCCAGGACCAGACCAARGGCCCGCUGGGCAUCGACCCCCAGAGGGGCAUCGGUACUGCGUACGAGGGCUAUGUGAGGGUWCCUAAACCCACUGGCGUGAAGAAGGGCUGGCAGAGAGCCAUGGCUGUGGUGUGCGACUUCAAACUGUUCCUCUAUGAGCUGGGCGAAGGGAAGGCCACCCAACCGAGCGUCGUCGUCAGCCAGGUGUUGGAUAUGAGGGAUGAGGAGUUUUCAGUCAGCUCCGUUUUGGAGUCGGAUGUCAUCCACGCCAGCCGCAAGGACAUACCCUGUAUAUUCAGAGUGACAGCGUCCCAGCUCUCCCCCUCCAGUAGCCACAAGGCGUCCAUCCUGAUCCUGGCCGACAGCGACCAGGAGAGGAACAAGUGGGUGUGUCUGCUCAACGAGCUGCACCGCAUCCUGAAGAAGAACAAGCUGAAGGAGCGCUUCGUCUACGUCCCCAAGGAGGCGUACGACUGCACCCUGCCCCUCAUCAAGACCACCCAGUCUGCUGCUAUCAUAGAUCAUGAGCGUGUCGCCCUCGGCAACGAAGAAGGCCUCUUUGUCAUCCAUGUCACCAAAGAUGGUAAGAUCACACUUUUUCCCAUCCUGCAGGUGAAUAAGGGGAAAUCUCGCCACCGAGUGCUGCGGGAGCUGCAGGCCCCGGGGCCCGUCCAGUGGAUGGGGCUGCUCAGCGAGCGUCUUUACGUGGGCUACCAGUCUGGCUUCACACGCUACAGUGUCCAUGGCGACGUGUCCCCAGUCAACCUGCUGCACCAUGAGGACCACACCCUGGCCUUCAUCCCGCAGCAGGGCCUGAGCGCGCUGUGCGCCGUGGAGAUCUCCAGCAAGGAGCUGCUGCUGUGCUUYAGCUGCAUCGGGGUUUACGUGGACUCUCAGGGUCGGAGGUCACGGCAACAGGAGCUCAUGUGGCCGGCUCAUCCCAACGCCGCCUGCUACAACGCCCCCUACCUGUCGGUGUACAGUGAGAAYGCCGUGGAUGUGUUUGAUGUGAAUACCAUGGAGUGGAUCCAGACCAUUCCUCUGAAGAAGGUGCGACCUCUGAAUGUUGAUGGAUCUCUGAACCUGCUGGGCCUGGAAACGGUGCGCCUGAUCUACUUUAGAAACAAGAUGGCUGAAGGGGAUGAGCUGGUCGUCCCGGAGACGUCAGACAACAGCAGGAAGCAGAUGGUGCGCAACAUAAACAACAAGCGGCGCUUCUCCUUCAGGAUACCAGAGGAGGAGCGACUGCAGCAGAGGAGAGACAUGCUGCGAGAUCCAGAAAUGAGGAACAAGCUGAUCUCCAACCCCACCAACUUCAACCAUGUGGCCCACAUGGGACCAGGAGACGGGAUCCAGAUCCUGAAAGAUCUCCCUAUGAACGUCCGUCUUCAGGAGACCCGGGCGGGGUUCAGCGGCUCCGUCAGCAUCCCCUCCAUCACCAAGAACCGGGCGGAGCCAGGCCGCUCCAUGAGCGCCAGCAGUGGACUGGGCAUACGCUCGUCGUCUCAGAAUGGCAGCGCUCUGCGUAGGGAGCUGUCCGGGGGAAGCUACGGGUCCAAACGUCAGACCAUGACCUCGCCCUCYGAGAGCUCCCUGUCCUCCGGCGGGGGAAUGGACUGCGGCGACGCUCCGCUCUCCCAGUUCGACAGAGAGGACUCGGACUCCCCCCGUCACUCCACGGCCUCCAACAGCUCCACCUUCAGCAGUCCCCCCAGCCCGGCGUCCCCACACAAGACCAAGUCCCUGUCCCUGGAGAGCACAGACCGGAUGGGCUGGGACACAUGAGCCCUCCCACCUGCCCCCCUCUCCCCAUUCAGCACAGGACUCCCUAACCUCGCCCCUACACCAACCCCUCCUCCUGCCUCCACUGCCCAGAGAACUGCAUCUCCCAUCCGCCGCUCCCUCCUCCUAAUAAACUGCCUCUGGACGUUGCUUCCUGAUUGGACGGAAACACUUCAACUCUGGGCCUUUUCGAGGGAAACCCCCACAUGAGUGAAUGAGAGAUGCACUAUGAUUAUCCAGAAUAGACACUGRCACUCUUCCCUACCCAGCCCCUCCUUCCCUCUUUAGAGAUUCGCAUAGACACGCCAAACUUUACGAUGCAACAGAAAAAAAUAAGAAGCGGAUUAUCGAUGAGAGAAAAUGAUUUGUAUUUGUACAUAGGACCAGCUGGGUUUCAGGGGGACAAUUUUAAUUUAUUUAUCAAUCUUAGGUGGGGAAGGUUAGGUUUGUUUCCAUGAGACACGAAGCAAACGUUUUCCCACAGUCGCUUUUUCUUUGGGUGUUGCGAAAAAUGUUGCRUAUUUAAAAUAAAAAAAAGGAAGUGAGAAAGAAAAGGAAUGAGUUUUAGUUUUCUCCUGAUACUCAGUGCAGUGACUUUAUAUUUUCUAAUUAUUCUUGUUAUUUUGAGCAUUUGCAAAAAACCUUCCUACUUCCUACUGUGCUACUCUCUUCCUCAUUGGUUAAUCCAGGGAGGCGUCCUCCGUCGUCGUAGCGUUAGACGUUCCACUUUGCUGUGCAACCAAACUGACCAACUCACUGACUCCCAUCGCGAUGAUGUACAUAGGUUCAAAGUAGAGUAAUAUAUGAUAAGGAAAAUACUAUAGAGAACUACACGGGGAAUGAGCAAAGAAAUCCUGAUUUGGUUUUCUGGUUUUUGUUUUGAGUGAUUUUGAGUUUUUAUUCACACAAAAAGCCAUUUUUAAACCACUUUGUUGUUUUUUUAAUCAGUUUUAUGAGUUAGUUUUAUAUUCUAAGUCUGACACGUUGUGUUGUGUUUUUGGUUUUUGUGUUUUUCUCCUCCACCCCCCAUUUAUGGACUGACACUACUGCUCAAACUMUCUAGGGGAAAAUGUGCAUUUCUCACCAACCUACUAUCACACAUGUAUCUACGCUCGUACACUGAGGUGGUGGUUUUACGCAGCAAACGCCUCAUCCCUAUGGCUCCUCUGGUCAUCCGAUGGGCCGUGGUACCAGGAUGGAAAAAAGGUCGACCCCUCUACCGAUGGAUAAGCUCUAUUUAACCAAAAACGGACAAAAGAGGGACAUUUUGGUGACAUUCUUUCUUUUGUCACAGCCUUUGCUCGUUAAAAAUGUGCUAAAAUGUCAAUUAAAAGCUCUUGAUGGAAACAGAACACUAAAAUAAGGAAUGUAAACACUUAAACCAGCGCGUGACUCUGAUGCAUUUCUGAUUGUUUCGCUAAUACUAACUGGGCUGGAGCUCAAAACUUGCUCUCUGGUUUGGUUUUAGGGGGAUUUUUUGGUUGUAUUUUAUUGUAUCUGUUUAGUAGUUUCUGCCAUUUAUUUUUGCCAGUUUUGAACCCCAUUUACAAAAGGAACAACUCAUGGAGCAAAAUCUGACAAUUUAUGGAGCAGAAUCUGACAGUAGCCUGUGUGGAUUAGACACAAAUCAAACACCAUUUUCUGUUAUUUAAAACACAGAAACAUUCUUAAAGUUGAAACAGUUUUCUUUUGGAUAAACUUAGAAUAAACAUUCCUAUUGUACACAGUAUUUUCUCUUUCCCCCCCAUUGCAGAGUCCAAGUUGAAGCCUGUCAGGAUCAGCUCCAUGUAAGGGAAUCAAACAUUACAUACUUCAGUGGUCAUUCCUGCUGCUUCCCCCUGUUGAAUCCAACAAAUUAGCUCUCUGUACCUCAUUCCAAGUGUUUUGUUUAUGGAUUUUAUUUUCUAUUGUGAUUUGAAGCUCAAAGCUUAUUUUCCAACACCCUGAAYCUUUUUAAGCRUGCAGCUCUCCAUUUCUCGCCUGCAAGUGGCGUCCGGUAGGAGGGAAAGGAAGCAGACUUUGUUUGGGCGGGGGGUGUUUGAACAUCGGUCGAUAUGUUAAAAAAACAAAAAAAAAAAC
Molecule: messenger RNA, 7511 nt
Organism: Poecilia reticulata (guppy)
Lineage: Eukaryota; Metazoa; Chordata; Actinopteri; Cyprinodontiformes; Poeciliidae
Source: RefSeq, a predicted model, not a curated record